This is a messenger RNA of Carassius carassius (crucian carp), 1888 nucleotides long. RefSeq names its product E2F transcription factor 3 (gene e2f3). The transcript has 7 exons. NCBI's taxonomy places the organism in Eukaryota, Metazoa, Chordata, Actinopteri, Cypriniformes, Cyprinidae. Gene Ontology annotation, biological process: regulation of transcription by RNA polymerase II. Gene Ontology annotation, molecular function: RNA polymerase II cis-regulatory region sequence-specific DNA binding; protein dimerization activity; DNA-binding transcription factor activity, RNA polymerase II-specific. Bases 241 to 1608 code for a protein of 455 amino acids. Gene Ontology annotation, cellular component: RNA polymerase II transcription regulator complex. The record is from RefSeq and is a predicted model, not a curated record.
AAUGAUUUCGCGUAUGCAAAUCCUUUUCAAAUAUUUCCCGGGAAAUCUGAGUUUCGCGGGAGGACCUUUCGCGCGUAAACCUCAUCCCCUACUUCAUUGUCCGCUUCCUGGAGCCAUUUUUCGCUCUAGCGAGAGGGAGUUCGCAUCGCAUUUUAAUCUCUUACAUCGGGUGUCUUAGCCUUUAGUGAUUUCACUCAUAUUACAGCGAUGCGUUCCUAACACUGUGCGCUUUCAUCAUUUAUGAUUAUUUUAUAUCCACUCGCUCGGAUUAGAGAGAAAACGAGCCUCAAAGCACAAGUGGGACAAAGGGACCCUGCGCCUCUGAGGAUCAUGAGAAAGGGGGGUUCCUCGGUCCCAGGACAAGUAAUGUUAACAGGGGUUGUUAGAGGUGAACAACACGGUGUUUUUAGUGCGGUUUCCGAUCGACGGUGUGCAGCUUAUUCCAGUGCUGCCCGAAUACAAAUAACCACACCGCCGUCCACUAAUAAUGUCUGCGUGUCCGAGGCUUCUGCUGACAGUUUAUACACCACUCCUCUACAAGGAGCGACACCUGGGACAGGACUGCGACCCACACUAGGUCGACCACCGGCUAAAAGGAGACUUGAGUUAGACAUCACAGACCACCAAUACAGCGAGCCAGCUAAAACCCUUCGGAGUCGCAAAGGAGCUCUUAAACUGAAGGUCCCCAAAGCCCCCAAAACCCCACCGGAGAAGACCCGAUACGACACAUCCUUGGGAUUCUUGACUAAAAAGUUCUGUCAACUGCUUGCUCAGUCCUCUGAUGGAGUGCUGGAUCUCAAUAAAGCCGCCAUUGUGCUCAACGUCCAGAAGAGACGUCUUUAUGACAUCACCAACGUGCUGGAGGGGGUGCGCCUCAUCAAGAAGAAGUCAAAGAACAACAUACAAUGGCUGGGCUCCAGUUUGCCAUCAGAGGGUGGAUUUCCAUCUCCAGCCGUUCAGAGUCAGAGCCUGGCCAGAGAAAUGCUGGCGCUCACUCAGGAGGAGAGACGCCUGGAUGAGCUCAUUCAGACCUGCACACGUAACGUCCAGCAGAUGACUGAGGAGAUACACAGUCAGAAAUAUGCCUAUGUGACCUAUCAGGACAUCCAAAGAAUAAAGAGCCUAAAAGACCAAACCGUCAUAGCGGUUAAGGCUCCAUCAGAAACAAAGUUGGAGGUGCCUGACCCAAAGGAGAGUUUACAAGUCCACCUGAGUAGCUCCAAGGGUCCCAUUGAUGUUUUCCUCUGUACGGACGGUGGUGACUCCGGGAGCCUGCUGCAAAAUGGCCUUGAUGUGAAUGGAAAUCACCCUGCGUUUCUCAAAGUCUCCCAAGAAGCCACUACAGAUGGAAUGGCUGAUGGUGUGAAGAUCAACGGCAGCUCUAACGGUUAUGGGCCCCUGACUGAAAGUGCCCCCAUGUCACCCCUCAGUUCCUCCUUGUCUUCCAUUCUCCAGCAGCCGGAGGAGACCAUCCCCUUCGUGCCGCUGUCUCCUGCUCUUCUCAGCGAUGAAUACAUGCUGGGUUUGAGUGAUGAGCAGGGCAUUAGCGAUCUGUUUGACUCCUGUGACCUGGACACGCUAGCACUGGAUGACCUGCUCAGGAUAUGAGCGAUCAAGUUAGGUGAUUGUGCUGCUUAGUUCCUGAAUGAAAUCUGGAUCGGCAAGAUUGGUGGGCAUAACUCUGGGGAAGAACUACAGACUGAACUUCAUGAAUUCUAGAAUUUUCCUUGUCGCAUUUGACGUUGACCGUUUACGCAUGGAUCUUACUGCUAUGCGAUCCAAGGUUUCUGUUGUCUGAUACUGUAUAGAUUGGUUUCUGUAUCCUAAAAUAUGUCCUUUUAAAGUUAUUUUUAGUGUGGUGAAUUGCAUGAGCGGUGUGGUUUGUCUG